CGCCGUCCUCCUCCUCACCGGCAUUUAUUCAUUCCCGCUCGCUCAUCGCCCUCCCGUGAUCUCCCUCCACCCCGAGCUCGUGGUGUGUGGGGGUGGUGGUGUUAUGGCCAGUGGCGCGAGGAAUGGGGGAGGGGGAGGGGUGGGGGCCAGGAUGAGCGGGAAGGCGGACAGGCAGAGCAUCAACGCGACGCCCAAGGCGGCGGGCGGGAAGCCGCGGCUGUCUGCGGCUGGCGGCGCGUACCGGCGGACCAGCUCCGGGCCGCUCCCCGCCGCGGGCGGUGGCGGCGACCGGCGCGCGUCGUCGGACUCUGGAGUUUCUAGUAGAGUUCGAGUUGCUGUAAGGCUUAGGCCUCGAAAUGCAGAUGAGUUGGCAGCAGAUGCUGACUUCGGUGAUUGUGUUGAGCUUCAGCCAGAGCUCAAAAGAUUAAAGCUUCGUAAAAACAACUGGGAGUCAGAAACCUAUGAAUUCGAUGAAGUGCUUACAGAGUUUGCUUCACAGAAGAGAGUGUAUGAGGUUGUUGCAAAACCAGUUGUGGAGAGUGUUUUGGAGGGAUACAAUGGCACCGUUAUGGCAUAUGGGCAGACUGGUACAGGGAAAACUUUUACACUCGGAAGACUUGGUGAAGAAGAUACUGCUGCACGGGGAAUCAUGGUUCGUGCAAUGGAGGAUAUUUUGGCAGAUAUAACACCUGAGACUGAUACAGUAUCAGUAUCUUACCUUCAGUUGUAUAUGGAAAUGAUACAAGACCUCCUUGAUCCUGUAAAUGACAAUAUAGCCAUUGUAGAAGAUCCAAGGACAGGGGAUGUUUCAUUGCCUGGGGCUACAGUAGUUGAGAUUCGAGAUCAGAAGAGUUUUGUAGACCUUUUGAGGGUUGGGGAGGCUCAUCGUGUUGCUGCAAAUACAAAGUUGAAUACUGAGUCUUCUCGUAGUCAUGCACUCCUCAUGGUAAAUGUUAGAAGGGCCGUGAAAGGAAGGCACGAAAUGGAUGUUAGCAUUUCAGGUGAAAAUGGGCAUUCAUCUUCCAUGGUUGGGUCAUUCCGACCGCCUAUUGUUAGGAAAAGCAAGCUUGUAGUUGUAGACCUGGCAGGAUCAGAGCGAAUAGACAAGUCUGGAAGUGAGGGUCAUACAUUAGAAGAGGCAAAGUCUAUCAACUUGUCCCUAAGCGCACUUGGAAAAUGCAUCAAUGCACUAGCUGAAAACAGCCCACACGUACCAGUUCGUGAUUCAAAGCUUACAAGAUUGCUUAAAGAUUCAUUUGGAGGCACUGCAAGAACAUCAUUGGUUGUGACAAUUGGCCCAUCUCCAAGACAUCGGGGUGAGACUACCAGUACAAUAAUGUUUGGACAAAGAGCAAUGAAAGUUGAGAACAUGGUGAAACUGAAGGAAGAAUUUGACUACAAAAGCUUGUGUAGAAGACUUGAUAUUGAAUUAGAUAAGUUAAUUGCAGAAAAUGAAAGACAAAAGAAAUAUUUUGAUGAUGAAAUUGAAAGAAUAACAGCAGAAGCUCAAUUGCGUGUUACAGAAGCUGAAAGAGAAUACAAAACUACUCUAGAGAAUGAGAAAGUGAAGUGCCAUCAAGAAUACCUGGAUUCUAUAAAGAUACUGGAAGAGAAGUGGAAAGUACACCAGCAAUCACCUAAGAAACAGAUUAAAGAGACUGAACCUACAUCCAACGAGGUUGGAGAAGUGCAGAAUUUACUGCAGAAUGAGAAGAUGUUACGCCAAUCUGCUGAAGAUGAGGCUAACGACCUUAAGAAUCAAGUAUUGCACUGGAAAAAGAUGGAGGCUUUAGCUACUGCUGAGGUUGUCAAACUCCGGAAAAUGCUGGAUACUGAAGCUAGCCAAAAAGAGAAACUUGAUGAAGAAAUAGCUGCUCUAAAAAGCCAGUUGUUGCAGUUAAGUCUUGAUGCUGAUGAGACAAGGAGGAGUCUUGACAGAGGAGAUGGAUCCGGGAAAAUAUUUCCUGGGUUUGAUUCUUUGAUGUCCCAUUCUAGGAAUUCACAGCCUAGAGAACAGAGUAAUGGACCUAAGCCACCCAUUGCUAAACUCUUUGAACAAGUUGGGUUACAGAAGAUACUGUCAUUGCUUGAAUCGGAAGAACCUGAUGUUCGUGUUCAUGCAGUGAAAGUUGUUGCGAAUCUGGCAGCUGAAGAGGCAAAUCAGGAAAAGAUUGUAGAAGCAGGUGGCCUUACCUCCCUCCUAAUGCUGCUUAGGAGCUCGGAGGAUGAGACCAUUCGCAGAGUAGCAGCAGGAGCAAUUGCUAAUCUUGCAAUGAAUGAAACAAACCAAGAUCUUAUCAUGGCUCAAGGUGGUGUAAGCCUGUUGUCUAUGACAGCAUCUGACGCGGAAGACCCACAAACCCUAAGAAUGGUUGCUGGAGCUAUCGCCAACCUUUGUGGCAAUGACAAACUGCAAACACGGUUGAGAGGAGAAGGUGGCAUCAAAGCAUUGCUGGGAAUGGUUAAAUGUGGUCACCCUGAUGUCCUUGCUCAAGUUGCACGUGGAAUUGCAAACUUUGCAAAAUGUGAAUCUAGAGCAGCUACGCAAGGAAAUAAGGUGGGAAAAUCGUUAUUAAUUGAUGAUGGUGCGCUUCCCUGGAUUGUAAAAAAUGCAAACAAUGAAGCUGCUCCAAUUAGGCGGCACAUUGAGCUUGCGCUAUGCCAUUUAGCACAACAUGAAGUAAAUUCAAAGGAUAUCAUUAGUGAAGGUGCUUUAUGGGAACUUGUACGAAUUUCAAGGGAUUGUUCUCGUGAGGAUAUAAGGAUGUUAGCGUACCGGACAUUGACUUCCAGCCCCACUCUUCAAUCAGAAAUGAGAAGAUUACGCAUAGAAUGUUGAUAACGAAAUAUGCUGUUGGUUCACUGCGUGGAGUUACACUCCCCUCACAAUCUAGGUGCCAUUGCACCAAGCCCUGGUAAUCAAGCAUAUAGGCCAUGUUUUAGUCGAUUUUUCCAAGCGUCUGGGAGCCUGAGUUUUCAUCGGAGCAGCUCCCCUGUUCUCCUCAAAAGAGUUUUUAAGUUUUGAUGUGGUGGUUGCUGAGGAGAAGUUGAAAGUCUGGGUUGCAACUGAUUUAUUCUGACCCGUUGCUGUACGGUUUCAUAUUUUACGUUGUUUGUAAAAUUGUUGUAAAAAUACCAGCAAGGCCAAAAAUGAGUUGCUGUUAUCACUUGGGAGACAGCAGAUAGGUAGACUUGGCCAUGAAUCAUACCUGUAUUCAUCAUUGUACAGUAGCUGAUCUUUACUGUAACUUAUUGCUGAAAAGGCGUGAUGUUA
Molecule: messenger RNA, 3274 nt
Organism: Oryza brachyantha (malo sina)
Lineage: Eukaryota; Viridiplantae; Streptophyta; Magnoliopsida; Poales; Poaceae
Product: kinesin-like protein KIN-UB
Exons: 19
Coding region: 104-2839 (911 amino acids)
Biological process (GO): microtubule-based movement
Molecular function (GO): ATP binding; microtubule motor activity; microtubule binding
Source: RefSeq, a predicted model, not a curated record